GGUAGGGAGAUUGGGAGAGCAUUUGUUGGCAUUGCACACCCGUCCCUUUCUCUUCCCACCCCAACUUCUUCUCUCCACAUCUUCCACAGAGGGAAACUCACUCUGAUAGUGAGAUCAACCGAAUCACGCCAAACCCAUCCCGCUCCCCUUCCUGUGCCUCUACGUGUACGCUGCCCUGAUACAUACACCUUCUCUAAUCUCUAGAGAGAUAAAAUUUUGAUUUUCUUAGAGACAAAGAUAGAUAGAUAGAUAGAGAGAGAGUCGCUCCGAAACCGAUGCUGUGGUGGGAAUGGGGAAGGCCGUUAAUCAGCAACUGCCAGUUGUACAGCAGCAGCAGCAGCAGCCCCGUCACAGUUCUAGAACCUUCCUCUGCCAGAGGUGUGCGGUGGGAGUUUCCAGAUUCUUCAGCUUCAAAUGCGCCCUAGUUUUAAUGCUCAGCCUCGCCGCUUUCUUUUCUGCCCUUUUCUGGGUUCUUCCUUUUCGAUUCAAGCAUCCAGGGUUUGAUGCUAAAACCUCAAUCAAGCUCAGUGCAACUGUUCAAUCAUAUUUCCAGCUUCAAAAGCCAAUUUCUGAACUUAUACCAUAUAUUUCAAGACUAGAAUACGAUAUCAAUGAGGAAAUAGGUGUCCUUUCCUUUAAGGUUGCUGUUCUGUCCAUGCACCCAGCUGAUGCCUCUAACUGGAAUAGCUUAUCUAACUGGACUGAUGUGGUGUUUGGCUUCCUUCCUGAUCCGAUUAAUAGUACAACAAAUCCUGUGGCAUUGAGUGUGUUAAAAUUGUCAUUGAUUGAUCUGUUUCUUCAACAGUACAAUUUGACGUUAACCUCCACAAUUUUUGGAGAACCUUCUUCAUUUGAGAUUCUAAAAUUUCCUGGCGGGGUUACUAUUAUUCCAGAGAGUACACCUUUGCUGUCUUUGCCUCUAGUCAAUUUCACCCUCAAUAGCUCAAUUUAUGAAAUAAAAGAAAAUCUUCCAGUGUUGAAAGAACAACUAAAACUGGGAUUGCACCUGACGCCCAAUGAGAUGGUGUAUGUACAAGUAACAAACAAACAUGGCUCAACAAAAGAUCCGCCGGUGAUGGUUGAAGCUUUAGUUGCAUCUGACAUUCCUAUACAGCCAGAGAGAUUAAGACAGCUAGCUCAAAUAAUUACUGGAUCACCCUCUAUGGAAAACCUUGGGCUUGAUCAUUCUGUUUUUGGAAAAGUUAAGGAAAUUAGUUUGUCCUCAUUUCUAAAUCAUUCUCUUUACGCACCAGCACCUACACCCACACCCACACCCACACCUUCUCCAUCUCCAUCUCCAUCUCCAUCUCCAUCAACAGAAAGUGCUUAUCACAGUGGACCGUCUAUGGCGCCAUCUUACUCUCCUGGCCUUUCACCCAACUCACAUCAUGCCCCAGCACCAUGUCCUACAUGCAAUGCCUAUGAACCUUUACCCAGUCCAUAUAAUGCUCCUCAGCAUUCUUUUUCACCAAAUUCUGGUUCUCUUUCUCCUACACCCACACCCAUAGCAGCUCAAGGCUGUCAACAUUGUGGUUCUGAUGAUUCACCAAGUCCCUCUCCAACUUCUCGAAACUUGUCUCCCCAUUCCCCCAGAAAAUCACCCGGAGCAGUGUCAACACCCCAGACUGCACCAACCAGUCCUUCCUAUACUCUUUCAUCUUACAGUCUGAGGAUCCAAUGCUUAAAUGGACUGCUGACAUUCUUGCUCCUGCGCUGGAUAUCCUAGAUGAGGCCCCAGUGUCUAUGAACAGUUUUGGUGGUUGAGAGAGCCACAAACAAGUGAAUUGGAGUUGAUACUUAACCUUACAGGAUGGCCGUAUGCGACCUAACCAUCAAAGGAAACCGGUAGGUCGCCUAGUUGCAGGUUUCCGAAAGAAUAAACCGUAAAAUGCACGGGUUCUUUCUGGGAUUUGCAAUUAUGGAAAGUGCGGAAUGUAAUGUUAACAAAAAAAGGACUACAGCUAUUUAUAUAGUUUUAGUAAAGAAAUGAGAAUCAUCUUGUAACAUGCUUCCACCUUACAUAAGAUUUGUUGGGUUUUAGUUAAGAAAUGAGAAUGGUCUUCUAAAA
Salvia splendens (bonfire salvia) is the source of this 2068-nucleotide messenger RNA. RefSeq names its product endochitinase A1. The record is from RefSeq and is a predicted model, not a curated record. The coding region runs from base 290 to 1726 and encodes 478 amino acids. NCBI's taxonomy places the organism in Eukaryota, Viridiplantae, Streptophyta, Magnoliopsida, Lamiales, Lamiaceae. The transcript is spliced from 5 exons.